GCUGCGCCAUCACCCUCUGUCUAAGGAAGAGCAGUUUGCAAACCUUCACCACUAUGCAAUCUCCAGGGGAUUCGAAGUACAGACUUCAACCAACAAGAUCCUGGCGUCCUCCUUGGACCAAUCAUGGGGAUGCUUGCUAACCGUGCGAUGUCCAAUGCGGCCUACUUCUGUACAGGGAUCCUGGCCCAUGACCAGUUCUUCCAUUACGGCCUGGCUCUGGACUUGUACACGCAUUUCACAUCUCCAAUCAGGCGAUAUGCCGAUAUCAUUGUACAUCGCCAGUUACUUGCAGUGGUGGCCAGGGAUGGUGACACAUUGAACCUCCCCAACUGCACAGAACUUGAUAAUCUCUCACAACACAUCAACAAAAAACACAGAAAUGCACAGAGUGAUUCCCUAUAUGAGCCUGCUGGGACACCCACGGUUCUCUUUCGACGUCAACAGACUCUCUUUGACAUAGCCAGAGACAUUGAACAGCCUGAUGACCAAACAGCCAACCAGUCAUCAGCCGUUCUGAAUGAGUUCAUCCCUGCUGUUCAAACAGCACAAGCCAUUCUACCUAGCUGUAUAACAGAUACUGCCAGAGAGCGGCUCCAACAACUAGCCAGUAUGUGCAUCACCGGUCCCAUUACAGACCCUAUGCUCCUGGAGGUGAGACGAAACCAUGUCAUGAAAGACGUCCUAGGCACCAUACGGUACUCACAAGAUGACCUCAGCAAACUCCAGAUCAAGUUCAUCGGUGAGGCGGGUGUUGAUCUCGGUGGUCUCCGUUGCGAAUUAUUUUCCCUCCUUGUAUACUAGUUCAGACAUUCAGCGCUGAAAUCAGGUUCUCCUGGGCGCCUCACAUUCAGGACGAACUAUGUGGAGCGUGAGAAAAACACCUUUUUCUACCUUGGCCAGCUGGUGGCUCUGUCCAUUCUGAAAGAUGGUCCAGGUCUGCUUGUGUUUGCUGACUGUGUGGUCAAGAAGAUCCUCGACAUCAGAACCAAUGGUGUGAAUCCAAAUGACCUCAAUCCAGAGAUGGUAGAAACACUUGAAAAGAUGACACAUGCCUCAUCAGACAGAGAGUUACAAGAGCUGUAUUUCAGCAUUUACGACCAGCGAGAGGCAGCAGGCUUCAUCCUCCCGUGUAACUUAUUCAAAAAAGACCACAUCCCCCUCCUGCAGUCCGCCCUUGUAAGCAACAUGGUCCUGGAUUGCAGAGAUGAACUGGACCAGUUAAUU
Molecule: messenger RNA, 1224 nt
Organism: Dreissena polymorpha
Lineage: Eukaryota; Metazoa; Mollusca; Bivalvia; Myida; Dreissenidae
Product: DIS3-like exonuclease 1
Exons: 8
Coding region: 124-801 (225 amino acids)
Biological process (GO): rRNA catabolic process
Cellular component (GO): cytoplasmic exosome (RNase complex)
Molecular function (GO): 3'-5'-RNA exonuclease activity; ubiquitin-protein transferase activity; RNA binding
Source: RefSeq, a predicted model, not a curated record